Molecule: messenger RNA, 6426 nt
Organism: Closterium sp. NIES-65
Lineage: Eukaryota; Viridiplantae; Streptophyta; Zygnematophyceae; Desmidiales; Closteriaceae
Source: the annotation of a GenBank genome assembly
AUGGAGGGGGGGAUGGCGGAGGCCACGGGUGGCGGCGACUGGCGGGCGCUGUUGGAGGCGGCGUGCGCGGAUGAUAGGCGCGGCGGGGAGCAGGAGGCGGCGCGGAGGCAACUGCAGGCCCUGGUGCGCGGCGGCCACGUGGCGCUGAGCGACGUGCUGGGCGGCAUGGGACCGCACCUCACCACCGCCGACGGCGCGCUUCGAGCCAGAGGUGCGCUCCGAGCCAGAGGUGCGCUCCGAGCCAGAGGCACGGCGCUGCUAGCGGCGCUGGUGGAGGCCAUGCUCAAUGCUCGCCGCACGGCGCUGCUAGCGGCGCUGGUGGAGGCCAUGCUCGCAGUGCCGCUGCCACCGCCCACACUCGCCACUCUCGCGCGCUACUUCGCUCUCCGCAUGGUGCGCCCCAUCCCGCCCCGUCCCCACUGCCAGGCGCCACACCCUUCCCAACAGCAACUGCUGCGCCCAUUGCCUUGUGUUGUCGCCACGUGCAGAGCUCGCUUGCACUCCUCUCGUUCUCCUGCUCAUCUGUCGCCCACCCCCCACUUGCUCAUCUGUCGCCCACCCCCCACUUGCUCAUCUGUCGCCCACCCCCCACUUUCUCAUCUGUCGCCCACCCCCCACUUGCUCAUCUGUCGCCCACCCCCCACUUGCUCAUCUGUCGCCCACCCCCCACUUGCUCAUCUGUCGCCCACCCCCCACUUGCUCAUCUGUCGCCCACCCCCCACUUGCUCAUCUGUCGCCCACCCCCCACUUGCUCAUCUGUCGCCCACCCCCCACUUGCUCAUCUGUCGCCCACCCCCCACUUGCUCAUCUGUCGCCCACCCCCCACUUGCUCAUCUGUCGCCCACCCCCCACUUGCUCAUCUGUCGCCCACCCCCCACUUGCUCAUCUGUCCCCCACCCCCCACUUGCUCAUCUGUCGCCCACCCCCCACUUGCUCAUCUGUCGCCCACCCCCCACUUGCUCAUCUGUCGCCCACCCCCCACUUGCUCAUCUGUCGCCCACCCCCCACUUGCUCAUCUGUCGCCCACCCCCCACUUGCUCAUCUGUCGCCCACCCCCCACUUGCUCAUCUGUCGCCCACCCCCCACUUGCUCAUCUGUCGCCCACCCCCCACUUGCUCAUCUGUCGCCCACCCCCCACUUGCUCAUCUGUCCCCCACCCCCCACUUGCUCAUCUGUCCCCCACCCCCCACUUGCUCAUCUGUCGCCCACCCCCCACUUGCUCAUCUGUCGCCCACCCCCCACUUGCUCAUCUGUCGCCCACCCCCCACUUGCUCAUCUGUCGCCCACCCCCCACUUGCGCAUUCCUCCCCUCCUCUUUCUCCCGUCCAUCUCAUCUUUAUUCGCCCCCUCCCUCCCGGCCCCCCUCUGCCCCACCUGCUCACCCGCCAGGCGGACUGGCCGUGUGUGAGGGGGGCGCUGGCGGGGGCGCUGGCGCUUCUGCAGAGGGGGGAGGGGGUGGGCGCAGUGGCGGGGGGGGACGCGGGGAGCAUGGCAGCAGCGGUGGUGGAGGUGCACGUGCAGGCGCUGCCCCAGGCUGACCGGAUGCUCGCCCUGCAAGUGCUGCGCGCCCUCCUGGAGCGCCACCUGGCAGCGGCCCCCUCCCAAGCACAGAAGGGCGUGGGAAAGCGAGCGGAGAAGGGGGGGGUGCAGUGGGCGGGGCUAGCGGGGGGAGUGGUGGCGGUGGUGGAUGGGGAGAAGGACCCGCGCUGCCUGCUGCAGGCGCUGCGCAUCGUGGCACUGCUGAUGGGAGCUCUGCACCGGGAGGGCGGUAGCGCUGCUGUGGGCGCCGUGGCGGAGGACCUCUUUGAUGUCGUCUCUGCUUACUUCCCCGUCUCCUUCUCCCCUCCGCCCAAUGACCCGCGGGGAAUCACACGAGAGGACCUUGUUCAGGCGCUGCUGGGCGCCUUCCAGAGCACGCCGCUAUUCGCCCCCAUGGCCAUCCCGCUGCUCCUCGACAAGCUCUCCUCCUCAUUCACCACUGCCAAGCUGGACUCCCUGCGUUUCCUCACUGCCUGUGCCACCGCCUGGGGACCCCAUGCCAUCGCCCCCCACGCACCCGCCAUCUGGCACGCCCUCAUACCCCUCCUCCCCGCACUGCACGCCCCACCAUCGCUCAGCACCUCUCCCACGCCCUCGCCCUCCGCACCGUCGGGCAGUGACCCAGAGAUGUCAGCAGCGGCGGUGCAGUGUGUGGUGGCGUGCGUGAGAGCCACUCUGCCCCGCUGCAGCAGCAGCAGUGAGGGGGGAAGCGCCAUCGGGGGUGAGCCUGCACACCCCUCCGUGCUGGCCGUGAUGUUAGAGGAUGAGCGCGUGCUGCACGUGGGGGGGCUGCUCGCACAGGGCGGGCGGGAGAAGGGGGAGGGAUGGGGAGAGGCAAGGGAAGAAGGGAUGGCAGGGGUGGCAGGGAUGGCAGGGAGAGUGAGGGCAGCAGGUGAGCUGCUGGCCUCUGUGGCCCACGUGUCCCCCUCUGCCUCCUCUGCCGUCUCUGCUGCCCUCCUUCCGCCCCUCCUGCGCCUGCUGCUGCCCCCUUCCGCCCACGGGCAGGGGGAGGGAGGCUCGAAUGCUGGAAGAGGGGAGAAGGAGGGUGGGGAGGGGGGGGAGAGUGAGAUGUGCAGAGCAGUGCAGAGGGAACUGAUGCAGCCACGUGGCAUGAUGGCAUUGGAUGUGCUUGUGAGCCUUAUCCGAGCUGCAAGGGACGUGGCACAAGAGGAGUGGGAGCAAGAAGCGGGCGAUGGGAAGCGCGGGACAGAAGGAGGCAAUGAGGGGGAGAGAGGGAAAGGAGGGGAGGCGAGGAGAGGGGGGGAGAGGGCAGAUGUGACGGUGGUGGCGGAGAGGGAGCGCCUUCUGCUGCUCUUCCGCUCCGCUCUCGCCCUUGCAGUGGCCGGGGACAGCCAUGGUGCAGAGGAGGGGCAGGGGAGCAGCAGUGGGGCGAGAGAGCAGCGCAGGACGGCCCGGUGUGAGGAAGCAGCAGCACUUGGAGUGGCUGGGUUGGAGUGCCUGGUGUCUUUCCCGCCGUCCUUCUCCCCUCUCUCCCCCGCCCUCCUCUCUCGUGCUGCUGCUCUCAUCACUCAUUCGCUCGUCCACCUGCCGCUCCCCCCUGCCCACCAUGCCACUACCACCACCGCCGCCGUCACUGCCACCACCACCCACUCUUCCACUGCCCACACCACGGCACCGCAGCACCCUAGUAAGACCAGCAGCACCGCCCGUGCCUCCCUCCUCGCCACUCCAAUAGCCCCCGCCAGCUCUCCCUCAUCGCACCCACAGCCAUUCUCCCCGCCCCUCCCGCCCCCCACGCCUCCACUCGCCCGCUGCCUGGUGCGCGCCCUCUCCUGCCUUGCCCACGCCGAGGCCAGGUGGGGGAGCGCAGAGAGGGGCGAGGGGGGCGAGGGGGACGAGGAGGAAGACGGAGGGAGAGCAGGAGGAGAGGGCAGUGGUGGUGGAAGCGGUGAGGGUGAUGGGAGUGGGGACGAGGAGGACAGUGUGAGUGUGAGGGAGGUGGUGCUGCCGCUGCUGGCAGUAGUGGGGGAGGAGGUGAUGGGGGGGCGCUCUGUGGGGGCGGAGGAUACAAGUGGCGGGGAAGCGGAGGAGGCAGGGGCGGAAAGGGAGAGCACGGAGGGGGGGGACGCAGGGCGGGUGAUGGUGUGUGGGGAGGCGCUAGCAGCGGUGGUGGGGGAGGUGGCAGCAGCACGGCACGUGGUGUUGCCUGCCCUCUCUGGCCUCGCCCUCCGCGCCUGCUCCGCCCACCCCAUCCCAGGGUGUCAGCACGAGCCAAUCAAGGCACUGCUUCAGAUCCUCGCCACUCGCAUCCUUCCCUUGUGUGACGGUACCCGCCCCUCCGAUUCCGCCUUUCUCUGCAACCAUGCCACGGCUCUCUUCCGUGCUUUCUCUUCCACGUUCACCUUCACCCACAGCCCCUCCACCCCCGCCCCCGACAUUUCCCCCUCCACCGCACCCGCUCUGCCAACCCCCACUGAUGCGGCCCUGCUGGCAGCAGCAUGUGCCGCACUCACUGUUGCCGCCCACCGCUGCUCCCAUUCUGACCAACUCGCCCUCCUCUCCUCCCUCGCCCCUCGCUUGCGCCUCCUCUCCUCUUCCUCUUCCUCCUCCGCCCUUCCCAUGCGCACUGAGGAGCCUCUGAAUCGCCUCACAUCCGCACUGCUGGUGGCCCUGCGCCCACCGUUGCUCACUGCAGACGCCACUCACACCACUCUCACAACUCACACCGCGCUCUCAGCAGCUCAGGAGAAAGAGGGCCCAUCACAGGGCGAGCACACGGAGGGGAAGGAAGGCGUCACUGGUGCAGCAAGCGUAGACCACAUGGCUCUGCUGCAACGCCUCUUGCACCACCUCUCCCUCAUUGCCACGUCACCGCCUGCCCUUGUGUCUGCUGACUCAGCAGAUGCUGCCAGCAUGGCAGUGGCGUCGCUUAUCAAUAAGUGGCCCAAGGAGGGGAGGAAGGUUCCAGGAAGCAGCACAGUGUGGUCGGUGGAUGAGGCACUGCAGAUGGUGCUGGGGGAGGUGCUGGGGGUGGAAGGGGUGGGGGAUGGGGAGGCGGAGGAAAAAGGAGAAGUGAGGGCAGGAGGGUGGGCGGGGCAGGAGGGAGUGAGGCGGGUGCGGUUGCUGGCAUGGGUGGGGUGGGCGGUGGCGGCGAGAGGUCAUGCGAGCAUGGCACGGGUGGCUCAUGCGCUGCUGCAGGCUGCCAUGGGGCAGAAGGGUGCGGUGGAGGGCGAGGAGAGGCUGGAGGGGGGUGCACGGGAGAACGGAGAGGAGGGUGGGGGAAACAUGGGAGGUGCAGAGGGGGGGAGCGAGGCAGCAGGGAGUGCAGUGGGGGUGGCAGCAGCGGAGGGGUUUGGAGUGGUGAUGGGGCAGGGCGCGCAGUGGCUGACCUCCCACUGCCACUGCGCGUGCCGCCCGCUCUACCAGCAGCGCUUCCUCUCCGCCUUCCUCCCCGCCCUCGCCUCCUCCCUCCCCCACAUGCCACCUUCCCCAACCUCCCAUGCCCACAGGUGCACUUCCCUGCUUGCUGCUCGCUGCUCUGUCGCCGUCCUGUUCGCCCAUCACUGCUGCCAUCUGCACUCGCAUCGCCCGUCGCCUUCACGACCCUUAAUCUCCUCCCUUUGCAAUCGUUUAUCCUUUUCCUCUCUCCCCACCCCUCCUCCCCCUCAGAGCCCAGUGUCUGAGAGCAUUCGCUCACACAGUGGCCAACGCCCCGCCCGCUGCGCUGCUCCUCUCCGCCCCGCAGCACAUACCCCACUGCCCGCUCCUCACUACCUUGCUGCCCCUCCCUGUCAAACCCUCCUCUCUCUCCGCCCCUGCGCCUAUCAGGUGCUGCCGCUGCUGCUCUCGGCACUCGCGUCCCUCGCACCCCACCGCAUCGACUCAGAUCGCCUGCACUCACUGCUGCUGCUGCUCGCCUCCUUCGCCACCUCGCAGGGCACCGCACGGGACCUGUGUGGGCAGCACCUCACCACCAUCGUCACCACCCUCCUCGCCCUCGCCUCCUAUCCCCACUCCAUGGAGGUUCGGGAGACGGCAGUGCAGAGCCUUACAGCGCUGGCAGCGCUACCACACACACAAGUGUUUCCGCAUCGUGCCAAGGUGCUGAGAGCAAUGGACGGGUGUCUGGAUGAUCCCAAGCGGGCUGUGCGCCAUGCCGCUGUCGGGAUUGAGAUGAUGGUCAAUCCUCCCUCCACCUUCGUCGCUGUUCUCGUCACCUCGCCGAAGCGCGUUGCGCCAUUCGCAUUCCGCCGCGAUCGGGUCGGUGUCGCUAGCGCCAUGACGGAGGGCCUUCCGCCGCCGCAGAACGCGGUGGAUCCGACAGCGGAGCUGGCGGCGGGGGCGGCGGCGCUGGAGGCGGAGCUGCUGGACGUGCUAGACGACAAGGGCCACCCCACGGGCGAGGCGCUUCCGCGCGGCGAGGUGCACAGGCGCGGGCUGUGGCACCGCGCGGUGCACACGUGGGUGUUCGCGGAGAACAGCGCGCAGCUGCUGCUGCAGCGGCGCGCGGCGCACAAGGAGUCGUGGGGCGACAUGUGGGACGUCUCCAGCGCCGGCCACGUCACCACCGGCUGCUCCUCCCUCCUCACCGCCCAGCGGGAGAUGGAGGAGGAGCUGGGGCUGUCACUGCCGGAGACCGCCUUCCAGUGGCUCUUCCAAGACACCUUCCAAUCGGUGCUAAAGGGAGGCACGUACAUAAACAACGAGUUCAGUGACGUCUACCUCAUCACCGUACCAGAGCCGCUCCCCCUCUCCGCCUUCACACUGCAAGAGUCGGAGGUAGCGGAGGUGAAGUGGGUGCCAUGGAGGGACUACGAGGCCUCUCUGCGCGCCAAGGACCCUCGCUACGUGCCCUUUGACGUCGAGUCGCCCAAUGGCUACCGGCAACUCUUCACACACCUUGAGAAGCUAUCUGCCCCCUCUUAG